Molecule: messenger RNA, 1506 nt
Organism: Penicillium antarcticum
Lineage: Eukaryota; Fungi; Ascomycota; Eurotiomycetes; Eurotiales; Aspergillaceae
Product: fungal specific transcription factor domain-containing protein
Exons: 6
Coding region: 1-1506 (501 amino acids)
Biological process (GO): regulation of DNA-templated transcription
Cellular component (GO): nucleus
Molecular function (GO): DNA-binding transcription factor activity, RNA polymerase II-specific; transcription cis-regulatory region binding
Source: RefSeq, a predicted model, not a curated record
AUGGCCAGCAAACAUCACUCCUCGAGUCUAAGAGAACCUGCAUCUACAUUGAGCUCCAAUGAUUAUAAUACCCGCUACAAGCGUCAAUAUCUGCUAGCAGCCCAGCAAUCUCCCACGAGAAAGCCGAGUGUGGAGCGAACAGCUCGUGAUGCGCCCAUGAGUCUAAUUCAGGAAAUCAGAGACAACAUCACCUACGAAAACCAAUCCAACACCGAAGACUGUACGGAAGAUAUGAGAUUCCAGGGCAUUGUCUCCGAAGAUCGGACACAGGCACUUCUGGAAGAGUUUUUCAAGUUGUCGAGUCGAUGGCUAUUCAUGAGUACCGAUCCUGUCCAACUACGCACCAAGUCGCCACUCCUUUACGGAACUUGUCUUCUAGGUGGUCUUCGUGCGAUUCCAGCUUUACAUGGAUCCGAAAUACAUCAAGCAUUGUAUCGCCAUGUUCACGGACUCUUGGGCCAAACUCAUCUAUCUUCCGCUAGCUCGCUGGAUACGAUCCAGUCAAUGUUCAUUCUUUCUAUGUGGGACCUGCGACCCACUCUGGGUCAUGAGCAUGGGAAUUCAUGGCUGUUAAGCGGAACAGCCGGAAUGCGAGUGAUGAUGACGACUUCUUUCGAGCAACUGUUGAAGCCAAAUAGCAGCGAACAAGAAGCUCGAGCACAGGAACUGAUGCGUACCUGGAACUUGAUUUGUCUCUGCCAGCUACAGUUCUCUGUCGGUUCUGGUCGUCCGCCAGUUAUCUCCGGUCAGUACUUUGACGAAUGCGUUAAAGUUCUUGGAUUCUCGUCAUAUAGUGCGCGCGAUGAGCUUGUACUAGCUGGUGUCAGAUUGUAUCAAGUCCUUUGGGGAUUGAUGAGUUCAGAUGGCAUUCAAAAGACAAGCCCUAUUUGGCCAGAGAUUGAUAGUUUGCAAAAAUCCCAAGAGAAUAUCUACAAGCUUGACUCCUCUGAACCCCUUCGCUUUGCAUAUUCUUGUGCCUAUUUGAUGCUGGCGCGUCGGACGCUCCAACACAUAAAUCACACCGAAUCCAGCCAAUGGGAUAACCCCGGAGUAUCAUUUCAGACAUCUGCAGUCCAGUUUAUUGAGUGUUCAAUUCAUCACUCUAUUCAAAUACUGAACCUCUUCCUAUCCAUGUCGGAAUUGACCGCUUACAUCCACCCUGCCUAUGAGAAUCUUCUAUGCUCCUUCGCAAUGGUAACAUUAGCCGAGUUCGUCACUCAUCUAGCUGAUGUUGGUCAAACAAUGCUUCUGAUGGAACAAGCCUUUUCACAUAUCCAAUGUGUGAGCAAGACAGAGCCAGUGAGUCGAUGGUGUCUCAAUAUCAUAAAGCGACAUUUCGUGGAGCAUCAUGGCCCAGUCCAUUCUGGACUGGUUGGAGCAAAUGGAUCGGAAACAUUGAUAUCGCAAUCGGUUCAAGAUUUCUCGGAGCCUUGGGAUGAUAAUGAGUGGAGUAUCCAACAAGAGUUUCCGUCGCUUGAAGACAUGCUCUUUGGGAACGUUAUUUGA